UCCCAAGAUAUUUACUUCGGGGGCAGCACGUAAUUUUACUAAUAGUAAGAAAGAAACUGUACAAUUUCCAAAUUAUACGGGACCUGGUGCUAAAAGUGAAAUAAUUUUUUUCCCUGAUGAAAAUAAAUAUUUCCAAAUCAGAGAAAAUGCGUUCAAAAGUGGUGUAAACGUUUUUAUGAGUGAUGUUAUUGGAAUAAAGCGGAUUCUUCCAGACAGACGGCCUGAUGCAUGCAAGAAAAUAAAAUAUCCCGAAAUCCUGCCUUCAGUAAGCAUUGUGAUCACAUUUAGGGACGAACCUAUAUCGUGCUUGCUAAGACUUGUUCAGCAACCAAAUGUAUUACUGACUUCUCAUGUUGGGGAAAUUGGUCGCGAUAUCUUUGAAUUUAUAUUAGAUGAUCAGUAUAAACUGUUUUGUACGUUUGACCCUAUCACAAUAAUUGAGGAAUGGUUGACAUAUUCUCGGGCAUUUCGGGACACAAGAAAUGGAAGUGUUGAACCAAUUGAGUAUGGCACUAUUCCUGGUAUGAUGACUGCCAUGAGAAAAGAGUUUUUCUACAAACUUGGAGGAUUUGAUACCGGUAUGGAAAUUUGGGGCUUCGAACACAUAGAGCUGUCUGUAAAAGUAUGGCUUUGUGGCGGACGUGUUGAAAUGAUACCUUGCUCUAAAAUAGGGCACUUGUACAGAAAUAUCCCCUGGCAAAACAUUCACCCCGAUUUUGAUUAUAAAAAGAAAAAUAAGCUCAGAUUUAUUCUUGUUUGGAUGGAUGGUGAAAGCAAAAAAUUAGCUUUGGAAGCAUUACAUAGAGGCAACUAUUCUAAACAAAUUGACCCUGGUGACCUUACAGAUAGAUUUAAAAUAAAGAUAUUAAAUAAUUGCAAGCCAUAUCAACAUUAUAUUGACCAACUUCGUAAAAUGUCAAAUCCGUUCAUCCCGAAAAAUGUUCGUAAAAGCGGGAACAUUUUCAAUAAUGCUACAGAUCAGUGUUUAGAAAUUACUAGUAUUGAUGGUAUUUUCGAGCUUAUAACGUCCCAUUGUGGCGAUCAGGUGAGCCAGUUUUGUGUACUCACCGACAAUAUGAAUAUACGCACUAGCAGCCAUUGGAUUAAGUUUGAUAGACAGAAAAAGAAAAACUUGAAUUUCCCACACAAGUUCAAUACUUAUUCGUUCCGGAAUUAA
This is a messenger RNA of Ruditapes philippinarum (Manila clam), 1177 nucleotides long. RefSeq names its product polypeptide N-acetylgalactosaminyltransferase 17-like. NCBI's taxonomy places the organism in Eukaryota, Metazoa, Mollusca, Bivalvia, Venerida, Veneridae. Gene Ontology annotation, cellular component: Golgi apparatus. The transcript has a single exon. The record is from RefSeq and is a predicted model, not a curated record. The coding region runs from base 176 to 1177 and encodes 333 amino acids.